Hirsutella rhossiliensis is the source of this 1176-nucleotide messenger RNA. RefSeq names its product mis12 protein. Lineage: Eukaryota; Fungi; Ascomycota; Sordariomycetes; Hypocreales; Ophiocordycipitaceae. Gene Ontology annotation, biological process: protein localization to kinetochore; kinetochore assembly; mitotic cell cycle. The transcript is spliced from 2 exons. Gene Ontology annotation, cellular component: nucleus; chromosome, centromeric region. Bases 1 to 1176 code for a protein of 391 amino acids. The record is from RefSeq and is a predicted model, not a curated record.
AUGUCUGCCUCAAACAGCUCCGACUAUGAGCUCCUGACUGAGCACUUUAGCUAUCCUCCCGUUUCCCUCCUCGACGACAUCAUAAACACCGUCAACGUCCUCGCCGACCGCGCUCUCGACUCAGUCGAGCGCCUGCUACUCUCCAUCCCCCCAAACAAGCUCGGCUUCCCCCAAAAGUCCCGUCGCAAUGGCGAUGCCACCCCCGCCGACGACGACGACGCGGCCGCCGCGGCCAAGCGCGAAAUCGAAAACGGCACCCACCAGCUCGAGACGCUGCUCAACGCCUCCAUCGACAAAAACUUUGACCUCUUUGAGCUCUACACCAUGCGCAACAUUCUCACCGUCCGCCCUCAGGAUCGGCCCUACAUGCGCCUUGCACACUACGACGGGCUGGACUUACCCCUGGCCUCGUCGCACAGUCCCCAACAUCAGGUGGAUCGGCCGACGGUCGAGUCGGUGACGGCCCUUCGCCGCCGCCUCCAGGCCAGCCAGAAGCUGCACGUCGCGCUCGAGGCCGAAAGAGUACGCAACGACGCUCUGCUGCGCAAGCUCAAGGCUCUUCUGGGCCUGCGCGACCAGGCGGAAGGAGAAGGGGACGUAAAAAAGGAAGACCGAGGGGCGCGGGACGAGCUCCAACCCAGCCCCUUUGGCUUCCUCGGCGACAAGGGCAACCUCACCGACGGCGGCAGCGAGCAGCCCAUAACCACGACGACGGAGUUUGCCCUCUCCCAGCUCCAGGCCCUGCGCUCCCUCUCCGUCUCGCUGCGAACCCUCCUCCCCGACCUCGGCACCGCAGACCCAGCCACAGGCCAAGAGAGCGAUGGCGACGACGACGACGAGGCGGUGGCGGCGGCGUCCAAUAAGCAGCAGCGAGCGUCGUCGGACAAGCCGCAUAGCAAGUCGUGGCGCCGCGAGCGCGCCGAGUACAUCGAGGCGUCGUCGCGCAAGUACCUCGAGCGCGUGGGCGGGCUCGAGCUCGGCCCGCGCGGCGACGUGCGCGACGGAGAGUGGCCUGGCGAGGGCCGGCGGCUGACGCGUGACGAGGUCGACGGCCUGGAGCGCACGGCGGCCGUGCUGGGCGGUGGCGGUGGCGGUGGAACGGGAGGAUUGGGCGAACGCAGGCGUGCCGAGGACGCCAUGGACGAUGAUGACGCGCCCGCCACCGGGGGCGGGUGA